Molecule: messenger RNA, 4242 nt
Organism: Peromyscus maniculatus bairdii (prairie deer mouse)
Lineage: Eukaryota; Metazoa; Chordata; Mammalia; Rodentia; Cricetidae
Source: RefSeq, a predicted model, not a curated record
CCUUCUGAUUAUCUAGUUGGAGGAGAACAAAUCAAAGAGUCAACGAGGCAGGUGAGAGCCGGACCGCCUACACACCCGAGUUUGUGCAUUAGAUACAUGCACAAAAGUGAAAAGAAUCUGCGUCUAAAAUCAGUGAGUAGACAAUAGCCUCUUCAGCACACCCUGUUCUUUCCUUGGUGUAAGUGAGCCUGGACCAGGCUGUGGAUUCUAACAGCCUAGGAACCAGGGUCCCCCAACAUGGAAGCUCUGGCCUGUCCCUGACUUCACAGCCCUAGUAGUUGUGGUAUGAAUGAAGAUCUGGUGGCCCCUGUGAGACAAGCGUUAAGAGUCACAGCCCGCUGGGUUUGGGAAAGGGAAAGAACGCAGGAGAGGUAGGAUUUUUUUUUUUUUUUCCUGGUUAAGAUUCAUGGGGAAAGAUUGCUCUCUCUGCGUCCUUCCGUUCGACCAAGGUGUCUGUUGCUCCAUAAAUAAAGCGUCCUACUGCUUUGGUGAGCACUAUAAAGGCAGCAGGAAGACUGUUCCCAGGGCAUUCCGGGCAGGCAGAGAGCACCGGAGCCCAAACAGGUGAGUUCAUCGCAGAAGAUGCAGUAGGCUGCACCCCGCCCUGUUGUAACUCUCUAGGGAUGGGACUGGUCAGGCGCCUGCGGGCAAGGCAGGAGAGGCAUCAGAAAAGGCGAGACAAAAGGAAACUAGGGAUAGGACCAGGAAAGUCGCUGUACCUUUCCUCAAGCGGGACCGCACUGCUGCAGCCCCGAGUGUGCGUGGAGCUGCCUCUCCUACCGAGUGCAGGGAGUACGGGACCCUUUCCCUGUCUCACAGGCCCGGGUCCGGUCCAGGGGAGAUUUCAGAACACGGACAGCGCCCUGACUGCCCAGGGAGGGCACCCAGUCCAACACCCCAAGUCCCGAAAAUGAGGCUCACUCCCUGGACAUUCUCGGGUAUCUAGUUUGGGAGACACUGGAGUCCUCAGUUGCUGUCCUUCAGGUGGCCGUAGGGGCGGUUUGUCGCCAGCGCCAAGAACCGCAGGAUCAGACCAGCUCUCUAGCGCGGCUACAACAGGUGUCACCCGCGGCUGCUCCCAGGUGCCAGCUGCGGACUGCUUGCCCGGUGCUUCCGAGUGUCUUUUCUCAUCGCCUCCCUCCUGACCCGUGGUCGCAGGCCAUGGCAGCGCCGAGCAGCAGGUCGGAGCCGCAGCAGCUCGCCGAGUACAGCUGCAGCUACGUGGUGUCGCGGCCAGUGUACAGCGAGCUCGCCUUCCAGCAUCAGCGCGAGCGGCGCCUGCAGGAGCGCAGGACGCUGCGGGACAGCCUGGUGCGGAGCUGCAGUUGCUCAAGAAAGAGAGCCUUUGGUAUACUGAAGACUCUCCUGCCCAUAUUGGACUGGCUCCCCAAAUACAGAGUCAAGGAAUGGUUGCUGAGUGACAUCAUCUCUGGAGUUAGCACUGGGCUAGUGGGUACCCUACAAGGGAUGGCUUAUGCCCUGCUAGCUGCAGUUCCUGUUGAAUACGGUCUCUACUCUGCCUUUUUUCCUAUCCUGACGUAUUUUGUCUUUGGGACAUCAAGACACAUCUCAGUUGGACCUUUCCCCGUGGUCAGUUUAAUGGUGGGAUCUGUUGUUCUGAGCAUGGCUCCAGAUGACCACUUUCUUGUGCCCAGUGGUAAUGGAAGUGCAUCAAACAUGACCACGUUAGAUACCGGAACCAGAGAUGCGGCCAGAGUACUAAUUGCAAGCACCCUCACUCUUCUAGUAGGAAUAAUACAGCUGAUAUUUGGAGGUCUGCAGAUUGGAUUCAUAGUGAGGUACUUGGCAGACCCUUUGGUUGGUGGAUUCACAACAGCUGCUGCCUUCCAAGUGCUGGUCUCACAGCUAAAGAUCGUGCUCAAUGUUUCAACCAAAAACUACAAUGGCAUCCUUUCCAUUAUCUAUACACUAAUUGAGAUUUUUCAAAAUAUCAGUGAUACCAACAUUGCAGAUUUCAUUGCUGGGUUACUCACCAUCAUCAUCUGUAUGGCUGUUAAGGAAUUAAAUGAUCGAUUUAAGCACAAAAUCCCAGUCCCUAUUCCUAUAGAAGUGAUCGUGACAAUAAUUGCCACUGCCAUUUCCUACGGGGCCAACUUGGAAAAAAAUUACAAUGCUGGCAUUGUUAAGUCCAUCCCAAGUGGGUUCUUGCCUCCUGCACUUCCGUCUGUGGGCCUGUUUUCUGAUAUGCUGGCUGCAUCCUUUUCCAUUGCUGUGGUGGCUUAUGCUAUUGCCGUGUCUGUAGGAAAAGUCUAUGCCACCAAGCAUGAUUAUAAAAUCGAUGGAAACCAGGAAUUCAUCGCCUUUGGGGUAAGCAACGUCUUCUCUGGAUUCUUCUCCUGUUUUGUGGCUACCACUGCUCUGUCUCGAACGGCUGUCCAGGAGAGCACUGGGGGAAAGACACAGGUUGCUGGCAUCAUCUCAGCUGGGAUUGUAAUGAUUGCCAUUGUUGCCCUAGGGAAGCUUCUGGAACCCUUGCAGAAGUCAGUGCUGGCAGCUGUCGUCAUCGCCAAUCUGAAAGGGAUGUUCAUGCAGGUGUGCGAUGUUCCUUGUCUGUGGAAGCAGAAUAAGACUGAUGCCGUUAUCUGGGUGUUUACAUGCAUAAUGUCCAUCAUUCUGGGGCUGGACCUGGGUUUGCUAGCUGGCCUUUUAUUUGGACUACUGACUGUGGUCCUGAGAGUUCAGUUCCCAUCAUGGACCGGCCUUGGAAGUGUCCCCAGCACAGACAUCUAUAAAAGUAUCAUACAUUAUAAAAAUCUUGAAGAGCCUGAAGGAGUGAAGAUUCUGAGAUUUUCUAGUCCUAUUUUUUAUGGCAAUGUUGAUGGUUUUAAAAAAUGUGUCAAGUCCACAGUUGGAUUUGAUGCCAUUAGAGUUUAUAACAAAAGGCUGAAAGCACUGCGGAGAAUACAGAAACUCAUCAAAAAAGGACAACUAAGGGCAACAAAGAACGGGAUCAUAAGUGAUGUUGGUUCAUCAAAUAAUGCUUUUGAACCUGAUGAAGAUAUUGAAGAGCCAGAGGAAAUUGAUAUUCCAACCAAAGAAAUUGAGAUUCAAGUGGACUGGAACUCUGAACUCCCGGUUAAAGUGAAUGUCCCCAAAGUGCCAAUCCACAGCCUGGUGCUGGACUGUGGAGCUGUGUCCUUCCUGGAUGUGGUAGGAGUGAGGUCAUUGCGAAUGAUUGUCAAAGAAUUUCAGAGAAUUGAUGUGAAUGUGUACUUUGCUUUGCUUCAAGAUGAUGUGCUAGAGAAGAUGGAGCAGUGUGGGUUCUUUGAUGACAACAUUAGAAAGGACAGAUUCUUUCUGACGGUUCAUGAUGCUAUACUCUAUCUGAAGAACCAGGUUAAAUCCAGGGAGGGCCAGGAUUCUCUUCUAGAGACGAUCACCCUCAUUCAAGACUGUAAAGAUCCUCUUGAACUGAUGGAAGCAGAGAAGAACGAGGAAGAACUUGAUGUUCAGGAUGAGGCCAUGCGUAGACUUGCUUCCUGAGAGUGGGUUCAGGGGUCACUGUCAGCAAGGACUCCUAGACAGACUUGGCCAUCAGGUCAUUCUCUGCAAGUGUUCUCUGCACUGAUUAUUUCUUCGUACUUAAACAGCCAUCCUUUUACUGCUAUGUUAGAAAUAUUUACAUUUUUAGCUGGGCCGUGGUGGCACACGCCUUUAAUCCCAGCACUUGGGAGGCAGAAGCAGGUGGAUCUCAGUGAGUUCAAGGCCAGCCUGGUCUACAAAGUGAGUUCCAGGACAGCCAGGACUGUUACACAAAGAAAACCUGUCUCGAAAAACAAAACAACAAAAAAAAACAAAAAAAAAAAAAAAGAAAGAAAAUUUACAUUUUUAAACUUCUUAGGUAUUACACAAGAAACACUUGCCAUUUCUAUGUCUUAAUGUAGAAAAUAAGCAGCUUAGCUCUAAAAUAUCCAAAACCAUGAGAAUUAUCCCUGAAAAUCAGCAAUGUCCGGUGACUGUGCUCAAUGCUACUAACACCAAAACAGGUUUGCUGUCUGUGCCCACAGGGUAGGCUCUAUCCUUGUUAAGUUGCAGUAAGUGUUGACGCAACACAGACUUUAUGGGCUAGUGAGUCAGGAAGGACUAAUCAAAAAGAAAGAUGAUUCCCUGAUUGACCCUGAAAUCUAUGUGUUGUGUUGAUCGCAGUGAGAAAGGUAAAACAGAAUUACUAAUGCACUCAUUACUGAGCUUAAAAAAAUAAAAUCAAUCUCUGAAACAUAA